Molecule: messenger RNA, 2313 nt
Organism: Didymodactylos carnosus
Lineage: Eukaryota; Metazoa; Rotifera; Eurotatoria; Philodinida; Philodinidae
Source: the annotation of a GenBank genome assembly
AUGUGUGUCGAUUACCGCAGAUUAAACAGUGUUACCAAAACAGAUCAAUAUCCCAUUCCUCGUUUCCAUCAGAUUGAAUUAGCAACAGAUGAUGAUAAACAGAAAACAGCAUUUCGUAGCCAUUUAGGGCCGAAACAAUAUAAACGUAUGCCAUUUGGUCUUAAGAACGGUAGUGCUAUAUUUCAACGUGUUAUGGAUAAAAUUUUGAAACAAUAUAAUUGGAAGUUAGCAUUGGUUUAUGUUAAUGACCUAAUUGUAUCAAGUGUUACAUUUGAAGAACAUUUAGAUUAUUGUGAUAAAAUAUUAAAAUUAUUAAUAGAUGCAAAUAUAACUAUGAGUUUAAAAAAAUGUCAUUUAUUUCAACAACAUGUGCAAGCAUUAGGUCAUAUUAUAUCUAAUUUAGGUUUAUCAACAUGUGAAGAAAAGAUGCAACAAUUUUUGGGGUUAGCUACAUACUAUCGUCGUUUUAUAAAACAUUUCGCCACAAUAGCAAAACCAUUGACAAGAUUAUUAACUAAAGAUAAACCGUUUAUUUGGACAGAUGUAGAACCAGCUGCAUUUGAAGCAUUAAGAACUGCAUUAAUUACGGCUUCAGUUUUAGCACAGCCAAAUUUUAGUCAACCAUUUCGUCUUUAUACGGAUGCAAGUAACGUUGGGAUAGGUGCUAUUCUUGGACAAGUACAAAAUGAUGAUACUGAACGCGUUAUUUGUUAUAUAUCAAGACAAUUAAAUGCAGCUGAACAGAAUUAUAGCGCCACUGAAUUAGAAUGUUUAGCUAUUGUCUGGUCAUUAAACAAAUUACAUACAUAUUUAGAUGGUUCGAAAUUUGAAUGUAUUACAGAUCAUAGUGCAUUACGAUGGUUAUUUGACUUCAACGGGCAUAAUAAACGUUUAUUAAGCUGGUCACUCAGUAUACAAAAUUACCGUGAUACAAUGAAAAUAGUUCAUAAACCAGGUAAAAAACAUAAUAAUGUUGAUCCAUUAUCUCGUAAUCCAUUACCAGUAAUUAAUAAUAUAACAUCAAUCUCACUAUCACCAGAAGUUAAACAACAAUUUGUAUCCUCUUAUUUGCAAGAUGAUUAUUUCUUAAAUAUUAUCGAAUUAAUUAAACAAGAUGGCUCACCAUUAAUAAAAGAAAUAAAACAGAAAAUUAAAGAUUAUUUAUAUCAGGAUGGUCUGUUAUAUUACUUUGAUUCAGAAACAAAAAGUUAUCAGUUAUGUGUACCAAGUAAUUCAGAUUUAAAAUUAAAGAUAUUACAUGAUUCACAUGAUGCACCUGUGGCGGAACAUUUUGGUUAUUACAAAACAUCUAUGUUAAUCAAACAAUCUUAUUAUUGGCCUCGUAUGUCAAGGGAUAUAAAAAAGUAUGUUUUUAGCUGUCAGUCAUGUCAACGAAAUAAAGCUAUGAAUCAACAACCAUUUGGUCAACUGCAGUCAUUAGCUAUACCAAAAGGGAGAUGGGAACAAGUGACGAUGGACUUUAUUGUUGGCUUACCCAAGACAGCAGCUGGUCAUGAUUCAAUUAUUGUUUGUAUUGAUCGGCUCACAAAACGAGCUUAUUUUAAACCAAAUAAAUUUCAGGCAACUGCAGUUGACACAGCGACACUUUUCUUCGAAACAAUAUUUCGUCAUCAUAGUUUACCGAGAAUUAUUAUAAGUGAUCGUGAUCCUAAAUUCACAAGUUUAUUCUGGCAAACUCUGUUUACUUGUAUAGGAACAAAACUUUCAUUAUCAACAGCAUUUCAUCCACAAACAGAUGGACAAAGCGAAAGAUUAAAUAGAACUGUAGAAGAAAUGUUACGGCAUUAUGUAACACAACAACCAGAGAAAUGGGAUGAAACAUUAACACAAAUAGAAUUUGCUUAUAAUAAUUCGAUACAAACAUCGACAGGUUUUAGUCCAUUCUUUUUAGACACGGGCCAUGCAUCACAAACAGCAACUGACUUUUUAAACGAUAUGCAACAAAAUCUUGAAGCUGCACAAAAUUCAAUAUCAAAUGCUCUACUUAAACAAGCUAAAUAUUAUAAUAAGAAACGUCAAGCAAAACAAUUUCAAGUUGGUGAUUACGUUUUGCUAAAUACAAAAUGUUUAACGUUUAAAUUUGAUGAACAAAAACUACCACGAAAACUAAGACCAAAAUAUUUAGGUCCGUUUGAAAUUGUAAAUAAGUUAUCACCGUUGGUAUAUGAAUUAGACUUACCACAAAAUCUCAGAAUACAUCCAAUAAUAAAUAUAUCAUCAUUAAGACCGUUUGUUUCAACACCAAAAGAAUUUCAACAACGAGUAAUCAAUCCGCCAAUAACAAUCACAUAA